Pocillopora meandrina is the source of this 18491-nucleotide messenger RNA. Lineage: Eukaryota; Metazoa; Cnidaria; Anthozoa; Scleractinia; Pocilloporidae. The record is from the annotation of a GenBank genome assembly.
CCUUGGCGUAGGAGGUUGGAAAGGACGACGUGUUUUAAUCAUGCCGGUCUACUUUCAGCGACCGGAAAAUGCUCUUAAAAGAGCGAACGGUAAGAAAUAUCGAUCGUACAUUCACCAUCAGUUUCCAUAGUUUAUCUUAAACCUGUUUUAAAGGCUUUUAAAGUAGCUAAAGGGAAAUAUUGUACAGUAUUAUAAUCCUUUGUGCGGCCGAUUUCACCAGCUCACAGGUUUGGUAAAUUUUGUUCGAUUCAUUUUAUAACAUCACCGCUGAAACCAUGGGCAUAAUCGUUAUGAAUUAUACACGUGGUUGAUUUAUUAACGACUCAUUUUUUUUUAUUCGUACGUGUUUCUUUGCCGUCCUUUAAGAGUUCUCGCUUUCAAAUCGAAUUUAUACGUGUACUUCAGUGAAUGUAAUAUUAACCACGUGAUUUUGCUGGUACCACUAAAACCGUAUUAAAACGUAUUAUUUAAAGUAUAUCUAAGGUCGUACGUUUGUUAUUAUUAUCUUCAUAUAUAUCAUACAGAUAAUUGAAAAAAGCCGCCCUCUACGUACCCAUAAGACGAAAAUCGCCAUAGGUGUUAAAUUUAUAAUAACAAUCUAAAUUUCACUUGGCUGUCUGGAGUGACCUCUCCCUCGGCGCUUUGACCAAAGAUUACCAACCUUUUAUCACAUUUAAACCUAUGUAAACCUUGGAAUUGCUUUUCCAAAAGGUUUUGUAGGAAGCAGGUGGUUCAUUUACUUUUAGUAUUGAAUUUUCUGAACGAGAAAAAGCUCUUGGCAUCUUAUCAUGUACAGGGCUGAAUGCUGAUUGGUUGAGAAAGAGGAUUUUUUUUUAAUUAUUCGGGUACAAUUACUUGCUCUUGACCAGCUGUGUUUAUUGCCUGCUUGAAAAGGGUGAAAAAUAUGUUCAGAAAUGCAUUUAUUCUGACUUUGACAUUAAUAUGGUAACAGUGCAUAUCAUUACAACAUAAGAGUACUGUGGUCAUUCCAAAAAGUAAUUUUGAUGAAAUACGUAAUUGCAGCAUGCAACAUUUUGAUUGCAAGAUACAACACAAUCCUCAAACAGUCAUAUAGUCCAUAAAUCUCUAUAAUUAUCCUACCUAAUUAUCCUACCAAUGCUUAAAUGCUUUUUUUCAAAAUCCCACAUAUCCAGAGUUUAUUGAAGUUGGAAAGAAAGAACCAGCUUUGGAUGCAUUGUAUGAUGUCAUUAAAAGCAAGAAGCAUCGCACGUGGCAGAACAAGAUUCACGAGCCUAUUCUUUUCAAGUACUUGGAGUUGUGUGUCGAUCUCAAGCGAAGUCAUGUAGCUAAAGAAGGGCUGUACCAGUACAAACUAAUUUGCCAGCAAGUUAAUAUUGCAUCUCUUGAAGAUGUCAUUCGCUACUUUCUCAAGCUUGCUGAAGACCGCGCCGAGACUGCUAGACAGGAGUCUCGUGAGCAGGUUCCUACAGUGGAUGAUUUGGAUCAGCUGCAGACACCAGAGAGGUAUCAAACUUCAAGAUGCAAAUUUACAUACCUUAUUUUGGCCUUAGACUUUGACAUCUUGGUAAGGAUGUUUUUAUUGGGAAAAUAAGUUUCUGAAGAAACUGUAGUGUUGCAUUAGUGGGAGAUAUUAUGAGAUAAUGUGGUGGUAUCAGUUGAGUUCUUGGUGUGAAUCUGCCACCAUAAAGGGAUUCUAAAGCUGACACUUUUUGUGCGACCUUUGUCAAAGUGAAUCCAAUUUAUUCUUCAUUCUAACAAAGGGCUAAUGGUCAAAAUAGCACCUUAAGAAACUCCUUACAGUGGCCAUUUUAAAUUACAAACUCAGUUUAUAAAACCAAAUUGUUGUAUUUUAAUUAGGGUUGUCUCUUAAUGUGGUUUGAUAUUAGAUAUCAUUUAUUAGUGAUCUUUUUAACAAGUGGACCUGAAUUUUCCAGUGACUAUUUGUCGAGUCAUACAUGUGCAUUUCUUGAUGAUUGAGUACAAGACUUGCAGGAAGUGCUGUGUUACAUGUUUAUCCAGAUAUACUUCUAAGGAUUGAAGAUGGCUUAUGUAUUUACUUAAAUUUGUCAUGGUCUAGAUUUAUCCUUGACCUCCAUCAUGUCCUGCUUUGUUGAAUACAUUGUUGGAUGUUUUUCUGCCUGUUUGAAAUAUAAAGAAUUCACAUUUUAACCAUGGAUAUGAACUCAACCACAACAUGUGUAUUUACUAUGUAAGAGGUCAAAAUGGUAAAAAUUAUGGUCAUCAUUUUCACCAAUAUUGUGAUGUGAAUGCAAGUCAUUUGUACCUACAUGUAUAACCCAAUUACUAGCCCUGAGUGUUUGAAUUAUUUAAGUUUACUCAACACGUGUUGUCCACUUUGUUUUUAAGCAUACUGCUAAGUUUUGUCAGUGGUGAAGACACCCAGGAUCGUACAGACAGAGUUAUGUUGACACCCUGGGUCAAAUUUUUGUGGGAGGCUUAUCGUAAUGUGUUAGAAUUGCUACGAAAUAACGCACGAGUGGAGAAGUUAUAUCAUGACACUGCUCAACAAGGUGAGAAGGAGCUAAAGAAUUGCAGCAGUACCUGGUUUUGAGGUCAUUAUUUCUUGUAAAUGAUUAUUUCAUGUUUAAUUUUAUCUCUCAUAUUUUAUCUUCCUUUAGCAUUUAAAUUCUGCUUGAAGUACUCCCGGCGCACAGAAUUUCGGAAGCUUUGUGACAAUGUAGGUGCAGUUAUAUUUUGUUUUUCCUCUGUGUAUAUCUUUGUUGUACAAGGUCAAACAGAAGCACUUAAAUGAAGAUGAUGUUUGAUAAAUGUGGCUUGAAAAGAGGGCAAAGGAUGAGAGAGUUGCAUUGCUAUUAUAAGAAGUUUGUUGUGCAUGUUUCAACAGUCAACUAAAUGUUCAUACAUCAUGUGGAGUUAAACUUUGUCAUGUGUAUCAUACUUUAAUGAAAAAUUAGAUCAUUAGUUAUAUUAAGGUGUGAACUAAAGUGGAUGGAGACUUUGUCAUUACACACAUCUUUUCCAUUGUGUUAGUUAAAUUUCACACAGCUUUUUACCAAAAAAUAACACUAUACUCCUAAGCAGGGAUUUUUCUUUUCUUUCUUUGUACACAGCUGAGGAAUCACUUGAAUAAUGCCAUCAAGCACCAAGGGCAACCAAACACAGUGAACCUCACCAACCCUGAGACUCUGCAACUUCAUCUAGAGACGCGACUGGCACAAUUAGAAAGUGCCAUCAACAUGGAGCUUUGGCAGGUUUGUUAGCUCUUAAUGAUCAUUACAAAAGGAUAUCAGCAUCUUUUGGUCUCUACAACAAACAGAUUUUUACUGUCAUUGCUUCUUUUCAAUAAUAGGUCAUUGUGAAUGUCAAAAUGUGUUAAGAACAUUUGCAAAUUUUUAUUUUGAAAAAUGUUCAUCUAUUGAUAAACCUCAGGAAAAGAUUAUGAACUCCACUGAGUUAUGUUAAUUUGGAAUUAAGACUUUCCUCUCUCUGGUUCUGUUCUCAACCUGCAGGAGGCAUUCAAAGCAGUUGAAGAUGUUUAUGGACUCAUGCAGCUGUCCAAGAGGCCUCCAAAGCCUCAAGUGAUGGCCAAUUAUUAUCAGAAAGUUGCUCUUGUCUUCUGGAAAGCCGAGAAUUACUUAUUUCAUGCAUGCACUCUGCAUCGGCUAUAUGUGUUGUCAAAGGAACAGAAACGUACAAUGACAACAGAGGAACAGCAGAAGUAAGUAAAUCUUUAGAAUGUUUUUUUGUUUGUACAGAGAAUCUCACUUUUCCAACCUGCUGGGGAGAAGGUCUCAGUGCUAAACAUUGAGGGGAAAAAUUACAGUGUUACAGAUUGGGAUAGGAAAGUAAGUUUUGGUCAUUGAAGAAUCAGAGGAUUUUGGAAAUCAGAUCUUAAAGUAAUAUUAUUUCCUUUCAACAUGUAAGGGUGGUGUGCUAGUCAUUUGUUGCUUAUUUUUAGCACAAUUCAACCUCCCCAUUUUCAUUUAGGGGGCUACCUCUCUCAGUAUCGCAUGUAUAUCUAGUUGGUUUGUCUGUGAAUACCAAGAUUUCAGUUCAGCAUCUCUUCUUACUGGUAAAAUGAUACUCAUAAAAUGGGAAAAAAGGGAUGGCAAAAGGUGGGAAAAAGCAAAAAGCUCAUUAAAUGCCUAACAGCAUAUACAUUUAGCUCCAAGAUUUGUGGAAUACUGGCACAUGUUGGCCUGAAAGGAAACACCAGUGCUCCAUGUUCAUUCUGGUUGAGUGUACUUGAGAUCACAUGAAAUCAAAUUUUUGGUGCCCCUCAUUGUGCUAUAUACAGUUUUAUAGACACUAAGAAGAGUUUUAUUGAAACUAAACUGAUAGUGUUUUUCCUUUUCCUUGUCAGAAUGGCAACUAGAGUUGUUCUAGCAACCCUAGCCAUUCCAAUCCCUGUGUCCCUCAGUGAAACAGAAAGACAUCUGGAGUUAGAUGAGAUUGCACGGGAAAAGUCUCGUCGUUUAGCCAGCCUUCUUGGGCUGCAGACCAUCCCCACCAGAGCAACACUUAUAAAUGACAUGGUAGGUUCAUAGGGAUCAUUACAUUUUAACAACUUUAAAAAUGGCAUUUUAAAAUUAUGCCACAAGGUUCUCAUGCAGUCCUGGAUUCAUGAAAGACCCUUGAAGUUACAUUCUAAGUGUCAAAGACUUCAACAAAAAUGUGUGGAGAUAGAUUGAAGUUUGCAAACAUGGAAAUCCAUCCAGAGAUUUUUCUAUUUUACAUCAAGCAUUGAUUAGGAGGGAGAGUGUUUCCCAACAAAUAGGAUUUUAUGAACAAUCUUGCCUUAAAUUUUGAAUCCCAAGUUAAUUUCCUCCUCUAACUGCUACACAUCUCCUCUAAAAUUAGUUAAGAGAAUUUGCUGUUAGAUCAAGAAAAAACUUUGUCCCAAUAAAUUUGAGUAUUCUCAUUCUCUAUUUGCAGAAUAAGGUAAAGAUAUAAUAAGCAGAAGUAACAUGUUAAUCACUUCUGGAAGGUACAGGGUUUCAGGGUACAUUCAUUAAUUUUUUUUUCCUUGAUUACUCUAGUUGAAGUUGAAUGUCCACCAGCACAUAAUGCCACAGUUGCAAGAUCUGUUCCAGAACCUUGAGAAGGACUUCUCUCCUCUUCAGUUUUGUUCCAGGGUCAAUGAAUUCUUUGAAUUCUUACAGGAGAAUGAAGAAUUAGAACUAAAUCAGUACAUUAAACCCUUGCAGUAUGUUGCCAUUGUGCGGCUGCUUAAACAGGUAUUGUAGCUGUAAAUGUGUUUAUACAUGUACUAACUCAUAAAAAUUCAAACAAUCAGGCUUUCCAAAUGUGAGAAAGAGUUCAAGGUCAGUCCAAGUUUUGUUGCUCAGAUUUUAAGCCCCAGCCUGAAGUGCAUGGGCCAUAAAUCUUAGUGGAAAAAAAAGAUGUCUUUUUGUAUUUUACAACACAGAGUGAGAUAAUGACAUUUCAGAGAAAUUUUUUUAUAUCUCUAGGUUUAAAUAGAGGAGGAAGAUUUCAAUCCAAACAAACUUUUGAAUUUAGCAGGCAGUGUGAAACAAGGCUCACUAAACUGACCAAUUGUAGUGCAUGUAUGAACUGAGAGAUGUUAUAAUAAGAACAACAAGUCACUCAGUAGAACUUGUACUUUUGUUGUAGGUGUCACAGGUGUACCAAACCAUUGAGUUCUCAAGACUGUUAUCCUUGGUGCCAUUUGCCACAGAAUUUCAGUUGGAAAGAGCAAUUGUGGAUGUUGCUUUACAGAAUGAACUUCAGGUAUGCUUUAGUGAAACAUUUCUGUUGAUACAAAACUCUGAUCAAUGAACUGAUUUAUGGGGAAAACACACAGAGGAGAUACAGGGUACUUAACUAAUCAAUGGUGAUUCUUCCUGACUUAAAUGUUUGGGAUGAGUUGUCUGGAGAUUUAUUAGGGAUCCUUUAAACAUUAAUUUUUGAGGUGAGAAAUGUCUUUUUGUAUACAGACAAACAUGUAGACUUGUUGUUACUCAUGAUGCAGUCAUUGGAAAUAACCAAAUCUGUUGAAUGUUUCUAAGCAAAAGUGCAACAAAAUGAAACAAAACAUUGCACAAACACUUUGUUUUGUUUGCAGGUGCGUAUUGAUCACAGAACUAAAGCCGUCAGCUUUGGACUUGACUUGCAUGUGGCUCACAAAGAGGAGGUGCCAGAAGGGCCAUAUCUCCAGGUAUAUAAUUUUCUGCAUUUUUCUUGGUUAAAUGCAGUUGUCUCUUGAGUGUUAAUAAUAAUCCAGCCUUGUACUGUUUUACUUCACAAUGGUGUUGAUUGGUCUAGAAAACUUUUCUCACUUUUCUGUUACCUAUUGUUUCAAAACUAAAACUUGUCAUGACUUGGUGACCCAUGUUUAGCUGUUCUAUGCACUGUUAACAUAUUUUCACAUUAUUUAACAUUCGCUCUUUGUGAUAACAUUUUAUUUGUUGCUGUUGUGAUUCACUUUUGGUUUGGUUUUACAACACUCAAGUGCAAUUAUUAUGACUAUUAGUGUUAUCAUUAUUAUUGUCUUAGUCAACUACACUGUACUUUUCUUUUUGCUUUCACAGUCCAUGCCAUCUGAGAGACUCAGAAACCAAUUGACACUGAUGUCAACAGCUUUGCACAAGUCCAUUAAUAAAAUUCAGCCUGAAAUCAUUAAGGUAAAAUAUUUUAAAUGUUCUUGUACAUAAGUCAGGCAAACAUCUGUUGACAAAAUUCAACAAAAUUCAACAAAAUUCCUUUUGCACAAUACUGUCAGUAUUUUGAAAAAUAAACAAGUUGCCUUUAUCUUUUCGAAAAAAAAGACUAAUGGAGGUUCCAUCCCAAGUUACAAAAACUGCAAAACAGGUAACACAUUGUUUUAUUUGUAUAUCAUAGAAACAAACGUUUAAGCGCGGACCAAACUGAACUCACAAACUGUACUGACAAACUACGAUAUUCAAAUACGCUAGAAAAAUCUGAAAAGAGGCACGAAAACUAACAGAAAGAGAUAAACACCUAAAUUAACGCAAAAAAACUAAACAAAUGAACGAAAGGAAGUAUAAAAUAAAGGAAAAAUACACUUGGAUCUAACAUAUUUGUUUAUCAUUAUUUGUACAGUCUAAAGAGGCUUAACUGUACGCAAAUAUAGCAACCAUACAUUACUUACUGCUCUCUUUUUGGAAGCAGUGUUUCCCUUGUUUUAAACAGGACAGUAAAAUGAAUCUUCAAAUGGGCUGAAUUUUCAAGAAUUUCAAGCAAUUUUAGAAAAUUAUGAUAAGUACCACUGGUGGUAGAUUUUACCAGCUACUGCCUGAAAAGGAGAACACUGAGGAAGUUGAAUUGGAAAUGUUUAGCCUCUUCUCCUCUUCUCCAGACUUGCUCUUAGUGAUGACAGAAUCAUACAUCAACUUGUCCUAGCAUCCACCAUUGUAAUGAGGAUAAGAUUGAACCACCCAUAGGCUGAUAAAUAGCAAGUCUGCAUUACGCAAGAAACAUAUUUUGAAAGAUUGAUCUUGUAGAUCACUAAUAUGGCAUUUUUUGUCCUCUAUUUCAUGCUAAUUGCUCUUGUGGAUAACUCUUAUAUGGAUUCAAUCUUCAAUAGGUAAGAACAGUGACUCUGUUUAUGUGUUUGCUGUGAUUUAACCAUUUUGUACUCUGCCGUUAGUAUGCAUAUCCUCCGUACUACUCUCUAUAAAUUUCUUAAGACACUAAAAGGGAGAAUAAUUUGUUUGACAAUCUGGUGUUUCUUUAGUUGGGGAUCAAUUCCUUCAUUCUUGUGACCCUGAAUGUUUUGUUAGGAGAAAAUAAAUUUUAGUCACCCAAGGGUUCAAAUGAUUGAUGUGACUUGAUGGGAGAUAACUAUUGGUAAACUAGCAGAUUUGAUGUGGUGUGGCAUGAUGAUGCAGCAUGUUGUGAGGUGAUGUGACAGGGUUAGAGGUUUUCGUUAACAAAGAUUGUUUUCCUUUUCACUUUCAGCAAAAGUGCCAAGAAGAGCAGCAGAAGAUAAUUCAGGUGUAUUUACGCUCAUCUAAAAAAGAACACAAACAGAUGCUGGAAAGAAAGGCUGUGAUUGAGGCUCGCAAAGAAUAUCUGGAGUCACUCCAUGUUAAAAGAGUAAGUCCAUUGUUUUUUUUUUUUUUUUUUUUUUCUCUUGUUUUCUGAGUUUGUUUGAGACUUUCCUCAUUACAUUCAUCUUAGAUGCAAAUUCAAGUGUUAUACACUUUAUGUUCAAUUCUCAAAGGAAACAUUCCUGUUUCCCAUAAGAUGGUUAAUGGUUUUUGUAACAAAUUUGAGGUAAACAUUUGCAAUAGGUUCAAGAGCUACAUGUAACAGAUUAAACUGUCAUCAAAAGAAACAGGCAAGAACUUUGUUAUAUUUUUUUGAUGAUUGCAAGACAAAUGAACAGAUAAUUGUGUACAAAAAAAAAAAGUAAAAGACAAUGCAUUGACUUGAAGGCAUGUUAACAAUUGUCCAUGGUUUUUUCACUCUCUAUAUAGUGCAGACUCUCAUUAUUAGCACAGCAAGACCAGGUGGGGAGAGUUUGGAUGGGAAUGUGACAUUAUGCUUGUUAGCACUGGCUAACUUGCAUUGCUCAAGGCCUUAUACUUUAAUGUGGGCUGAGAAACGUUUGUGUCAAUGAGGGCCAGGGUGCAGGCUACUCUGUGUACUGUUUUGCUCAUUGAAUGUUUGCUCUGCAGUACAUCCAAACAUGUGCAAUGCUGAGUAUAAUGUAUGCUGACUUGAGUGGUCUUUUUUGGUGUGUGUAUUAGGAGCGAGAAGAACAGAAGUUGCUGAGGUUACAGCAGAAGGAGAAUCUGGAAGCUGAACAGAAGCGACUCAAUGAAGAGAGACAGAAACGAGAGGUGCUCCGAAGAAAGCAAGAACUUCAGGAGAUUGAGAAGAAGCAAGCUAUGGACAAGAUUGCUGCUCUCAAGAAAACAACUGUGGGGGCAAAGGCUCUGAAAGACUUGACAGAGGAGGUGAUGCGUUUUUCUUUUUUUAUUAUUGAUGUGAUGCCCUUUCUCUGACAUGGUGAUUGGUAAAAGUAAACAGUUAGCCUGAGGCAAUUCCUGGAAGCAGUUUCCAUGAGGAAAAAAGACAAUAAUCUGGGAGAAUAUUUUGAUUUUUUUUCUUUUAUUACGGUCACUUUGGAAAAAAAAAGCAACACAAUCCAAUCAAUCAAUUCCUUUCUUACAACAAUACAACAUGCCCUUCCUACCCUACACACAACCCUCUAGGGUUUUGUUGAAACACUGUUUCCCCUCCCAUCGUUCGUCGCCAUCGCUUUCAGGGGUAAGGGAAUGUUUCGAACGUUACAAAAUAUGUUGUAGACUAAGAAACUUAACUUAACUUUUGAAUUUCUUCAGACAAUUUAAGUUUCUUUCAAGUGAAUUUAAGCACUGCCUUACAAUGUAUCUCAAUUCUUGCUGUGAGAAAUGAUGACAGAAUCAAACAUCAACUUGUCCUAGCAUCCACCAAUGUUAUGAGGAUAAGAUUGAACCACCCAUAGGCUGAUUAACAGCAAGUCUGUGUGACGUUCAGAACAUUAUUUUUCGCCCAGCCAAUCUUUACAGUGACUAAUCGUUCUGUUCUGUUCUGUUCUGUUUCCUCUUUCGUGGCCAUUUCUUUUGAUGGAUAAACUUGGACAUCCAAAUUAACAGGUAAGAACAGAAAAGAAGAAUUUCAAAAGUUUCACUAUUGCUUUUCUUAUUCAAAUGACUUAUCAAAUAGUAGACGAUUGCAGUUUCUGAAAGCUCGAGAUAAAGUAUGUAAAUGAAUUAACGAAGGUUAGGAUUAUAGCCUGUGAGCAACCCCUCAUUAGCAGAGUUGGGUGCUCAGUGUUUCCCCAUCUACAGAAGAUUUGAGAUGAGUAGGGGAGAGGUGUGCUGUGGGUCUGACAUGGUCAGUGCUGCACCAUCUACAGAUCUCGCUGGCUAUAGCUUUGCUCAAAGCCUCAAACUUUUUCGCGAGCUAAGAAACACCCCUAUUGAGGUGCUAAAAUUGUGGGCGUUCUUGCCGGCUAUUAGGAUUACUGUCCCUCUACUUUUACAGACAAACACGUAAAUCGUAAGGUAGAUGAGUUGUCAACCUAGGUGAGCCGUAGUUUCAGAAUAUAGGAAGAGUGUCAAGAAGCUACCCCCAUUCACUAAGUUUUGUUCUCUAUCCCUUUUUCUAUGGGUAAUUUUUCCGUAUGACUCAAAUUGGUUGCUUGGUGAUCAAACGUGAAGUUAGGUUGGGUUCAAACUUUUGUUGCUUUCUUGUUAAACAGGAAAUUGAAGCCAUGGAUGCAGAUGAUAUCCUGGCCAGACAAGUUGAACAGCUGGAUAAAGAGAAGAGAGAGUUGCAGACAAGGCUUAAAACUCAGGAGAAGAAGGUGAAUACACUUGUUGCACCCUUGAAAAGCAUUAAACAAAACAGUCAUAUCAGAGUUUUCAUGUCUGACCAACAUGUUUUACCAAUCCGUUGGAGAAGCAACGGCUUCUGAACGUUUGUUAGCCGAGAAUUAAUCUAACUGUUGAAGUUCUUAACCAUGAUUAGAGUGAGCCUUGUUAACAACUACCGUAAACGUCCAUGUAUAAGCUGCAUCCGUAGAUAAGCCGCACCCCCGAUUUGGAAGCGCAGAAUUUGGAAAAAAAAUAAAAACAAUACAGUUUGAAGUUUCAGUAGAGUUUUAUUGCUACAAACAAUCAAGGUUUCGAAACACCGACAUAGAAGUUGUGGCUAUCUUUCACAUUUAUCAAGUCUAAAGAAAGCGAAAUUUCAUUUGUUGUACUUUCUUUUUCAUUGGAAUUUACACCAUUUUUCAAGAUUAUCACUUCGAAACACGCCAUAAAGUUGAAAUUCCUUCGGCAUUGAAAAAAAAAAACAAAAAGCAAAUAAGUGUCUAGUAGCCAAGCUUUAAAUGUUGGGAGGAGUCUGGGCUAUGGCCUAGCCAUCGUCUGGGCAUAAACAGAAAGCACGCGCACUGAUGCAAUCAUUUCAGUUUCUAUUUCAAAUCACGAUUGGAUAGAUCUGAUUUGGGAACUGGGUCGAGUAAACUAUGAAAAGCAUUAUUGUUUGCAUCAUCGCAGUUCCAACAUGGAGAAAUUUACUUUCGAUUUAGCUGUUCAGGGAAGAUUUUCCAAAGAUGUUUGGAAACCCGCAAUAGGCGAAAAACUUCAUGUAGAACAGGAUCCUGACAAUGCAGUCGACGAAUUUGCCAUGAAGGUAGUAAAAAAACAACGAGAGAUUCCCUGUAUGUUGGCAGUGCUUUCAGUAAGGUUUGAAGUAGGUGGCUACCUCGGUAAAGCACUCGGUGGAGGAUAAUAUGAAAAACAAUAUCGAUCUCGUUAGCCCAUUAGUUCCAUCAGAGUAAAAUUGCUUCAAACAGAGUUUUCUGUGGCGGACUUUGGUAAAUGAUCGUUAAAUAUUGGUCUCCUUUGUAACAAUUGUUAAACUGAUUGUUUAUUUUUAUCAAAAUCUUCCAUUUGCAGACUUGCAAACCUGCUGCCUGAGUUUCACAUUUAAUGUUUACAAAAGAUAAUUAAAUUAAAUCAAUCCGCCAAUGAAUUUUAGCUGUGCCCACGGCUCGUGUUUUAUAUCGGAUCGUAAACAAUGGUCGUGUCAGCGUAGAACAAGGUCUUCUUCAAUUUUUCAGCAAAUGCAGCUUUUUUUUUAAAUAAAAGUUUAAACGCUAAGUGUUUUAUAGCCUUUUAUAGUUCUCUUCACAGCCAAGCCUAGCUAGGUUAAGCGUCUUUAAGCAAGGUCAACAUCUUUCAAAUUUGAUUUACAUGUGCUAUUAACAACCGAGCUGUUUUCACUAAUUUUUAUUUUCAAGUUUGUUUUCUAACUAGCAGUUGAGAAGUGCUGCUGUUGUUUUAUUUGUCUAAAAGUAUUUAAUGAUUUUAGUUCAGCACAAAUUUGUUGGAAAGUUAUUUAGGUAACCGACGAUGUGUACUUCUCCUUGGAGCGUGAUUAACUUUUAUGGAACGUGCGAAACAAGCAAAGAAAGAAAACUACCAGUGAAAGAAUGAAUCUAAAAAAAAAAUACGACAGAAUUAAAAAAAUAACUGGGGUGAUUACUCCAGUACUAAAUUGACUGUUAUUUUCUAUGUUAUUUAUUUACCUUUUUGUUCUGUAAGUUUGACUUGGACGUGGCAAAGGAAACACGGCGAUCCACGUCAGAGUACCCGCCGGAGCUCCCGCGGGCGCCGGGUGUUAUUGAAAGCACUGUGUUGGUGUUUAGUUGUUCGAGUAAUGCGAAAAUUAAUCGCUUGAAAGAACUCUUGGAGAGCAAGAUUCGCCGAUAAACACUCGAAGACACAAACGGCUCUUUUAGGAGCCGCCACUCAAUGAAAAAGUCAAUGAACUACAGCAACACGCUCUCAGUUUCUUUUAUGUUUAUUUCUUGGCAUCUUAAGAAGUUUUAUGAAUAUUAAUUAGGUUUUUGAGAACUCCAAACACAGAUGUAUCCAUGGAUAAGCCACACCUUGAAUUUUGGCUUCAAUUUUGUGAAAAUAAGUGCGGCUUGUACAUGGACGUUUACGGUAGUUGAAAGCGAUAACGUUUACGUACUUUCUCCAGGACCAUGCCAGUGGAUUUUCCUGUUAGACAAGCACCUUUUCUCGUUCUCUUGCCCAGUCUUCAAAGCCCCAAACAACCCACUUUUCAAAUUAAUCCUAAAGGAAAAGCUGGAGUCCAUAUCCUUUCUAGUCGUGUUAAGCAUAAAUUAAAAUGUUGGUCAACUCGGAAAAAUUUUAGAUUUCUUUUAUAGUCACGCGUCAUGGGUAGCUGUUGCUUUUUAACGAGAUUAGUGUUUUCCCUUGGUUUAGAUGGAUUACCUCGCACGAGCGAUGCGAAUGGAGGAGAUUCCUUUACUGAAGCAACAGUACGAGGAACACCUCGUGCAGGACCAAAAGUUCUGGGAAGAACAGGAAGAAGACAGGGUGAGUGGACAUUAAAUUGUGAUCAAAUGUACAGUUGAACCUUGACAAGGCUAGAAAGGGAGGCAUCAAGCUCUCCAUAACGAGGCAUACGAUUUCUGCUGCAGUUCACACGUAUUUGUAUCUGUUGCCUUCAUUGAAAGGAGACCUUUAUUCACGGUUAGCGGUCUCACGACUAGCGUGCCUCGCUUCAUACUGGUCACGUGACACAUUUCAACUAAUGAUGAAUGAUCACGAAUAAUCCAUUACUUAACUUUGACGUUCUUCUUUGUUCGGCUCGAAUUCCAGAUCAGUGUAGCAGUGUCGGAGCAUAAGAAGCUAGUAGAAACCAGUGGAAGGCUGCAGCGAAUGGUGCCAGACAAGGAGACUUUUGUUGACAGCCUACUUAAAGCUCGUCAGGCGUCUCACGAGGUGAAUGCAAUGCUUCUGUUUUAGAGCUUUCAUCGUCGCUAACAUAAUUAGUUGUAACUCACGAAGUUGUCCUUAACGAGGAGCGCUUUUCGAUUGAAGGUGGGGAAAGUUAAAUAAUGGUAUAAAACCCUUCAUUUCUGAACAUCAGUAUUCAUAUUUUUCACGCUGAUCUCUCUACAUGGUUAAUGGUAAUGACAUGGAGAGUUAGUAUUACAUUCAGGCGGCUCUUAAAAUUGGGCAUCUUGUCCUUCCUUCUCGUGACCUUAGGCUUUGCAUUUAAUUCAAGGGUUAUAUUGUAAGGAUAACUUAGAAGUCAGUCACUCUUAGGAGUUGAAGGGUUUACCAAUUUAAAUAUCACACCAAGGAACUCGCGAAAAGUUAAAGUUGUUGGUAAGAGUAAACUGCGUUAGAAAUCAGAGGUAACUUAGGUGAGGCUGGGCAAAGGGUUGCAUCUGACUGGAUGAGAAGGUUAAUGAGUUUGUCCUUGGAAUUGAUGAAACUUCGGAAGUUUACUUGCUUGUGAAGUGAAAGACGCCUAUGCGGGUGCUGAUGCAAACUAUCGUUCAAUAUGAUAUUUAGUAAUUGUUAUUUACAGCCUUCAAUUGGAAAAAGUAUCUUCUGUGGUGAGCCUGUUAUGCACAUUGUAUGAAUACUUUAAUUUUUAUUUCUUUUUGACAGGAAAAAAUGAAAGAGUUUCAAGCUCGUUUGGACGAGGCUCGUAAGAAACGUUUGGAGGAGCGACGGAAAGAGCGCAUUUUGGAGAGGAAAAAGCAGCGACGACAUGAAAGGGAAGAGAAAGAACGAAAGGAACAGGAAGAAAAAGAAAAGAGAGGUGAAACUUUUUACGUUUGUCAAUGUCACUUUGUCGCAAUGCUUCAAAUUCUAAUUCGACCCAGAAAAUUUGAACUAUAAGCUGUGCACAUCUAUCCGGGUUAAGUAGUUUUAUCUUUUCAAAGAGAAAUUAUUCUUGUAAGAGGACAAUUUUUAAAAUUUUCUCAUGUCCUAAUUUUCCUUACCUUCCUCUACUGUUACUUGAUCAAAGUAAAAAGUGCAUACUUGUGGACCAGUCGCUGUUUAUCGCCUGUUAGUGGGUGGGUGGGGGGGGGGGAGGGGGGAGGGGGGAAUCGAAGGAUGUGGGGAAUCAUAUGGUUUUUUAGGGAGAACGGAGGAGUCGUCUCUAACAGCAUUUGUGGGGACUGGAUAAAAUUGAGGGAAGGGAAAAUAUGUAAAUUUUAAUGUGACACAAUCAAAAUUCUCUGUCUCCCCCCCCCAACACCUCUUUGCCUCAGGCAGUAAAUAAUGACCGAUUUCUAAGUUUUUUUUCUCCGUGUCUGAAGAGUCAAAGGAGAGGAGAGUAUGUCGUUUUCCUCUUUUCUCUGCCAUAGAACGCGAAGAAGCCGAAGAGAAGGCCAGGAUAGAAAAGGAAGAGAAAGAACGUGAGUACCGCGAGAGGGUCGCAAAGCUGGACGAGAUGGAGCGCAAGCGGCGAGAGAGGGAGAAGGAAAUUGAGGAAAAGAACCAGCGAGGGAGCAGGCCUGACAGUGAACGGGAUGGUCCACCAAGGGGAUUGGAACGGGACAGAGACAGGGACCGAUAUGGACCUCCUCGCCGGGAAGAGAAAGGUUCGAGUUAUUUCUUAUGAAUUGUUUGUUGGUUGGUUGGUUUGUGUUUCCUUCGGUUGUAAGACCUUACCCAGUGUUAUGAACGGAACUGUGAGAAAAGAUCCUGAAUGAGCUUGCAUUUAAGUGAUGGAAAAAACAAGCGUUUUUUGUUGGAGAAAAAAGUAAGUGGCUGAUAAAAAUAAACCAUACCUGUUUCCUCGCAAAUUCUUUUAAAGUCUUUCGUAGCCCACAUCUCAAGCCCCUCCCCCCUCCAAUUCUUCUGUCUUCUGAUGAAAACUUCUCGCUAUUUAAGCUCUUUCAGCAUUCUUUUAAAGGAUAAUCUGUAAAAGUUCCUCUCGUCAUUUCGACUUAUUCAUAACGCUCCGUUACAAUGAUUCGGAAAGACAAGUUUACAGUUUUUUCUUCUAUUUUGGAUAAUCCACGCACACAGGUUUAAGUCGCAGAAAUUUAACCUUUUGAGCAAUAAGUACUUUUUCCCUUUGAUGCCAAUACAUUCUCAAGCAAUCAGGGGAAUAUAAUAAAGAAAAAUAUUUACCAAGGGUUUUGUUUGGACGGCAAAUUCUCUUAAUUAACAUUGUAAUAGUCGUACGCUAGAUCGUAAGGAGAAUUAAUUUCAAGAUUGGGAGCCCAAAAGGAAUGUUCCAAGUUGGUUUUCAAAAGGCCCACAGCAAACCUUUCGGGUGGCCAGACAGCGUUUAUGUCGGAGUGUAAUACUUGCACUUAUUAUGUUGCCCUUCUUCACAGACGAAGGUGGAUCAUGGAGGCGCGAUGAACGGGAGAGGCCACCACCUGAUGUUGAGAGGCGCCGUGAGGAACGAGAACUGCUACCCUCAAGCCGUGACCAGGAGGAGCGCGAACAGGACCGUGAAUCUACAGGUGGAUGGGGUCGUGGUGAUGGCCGUGAUGAUCGUUUCCGCGACGACCGUUCCCGUGACGAUCGUUAUCGCGAUGAUCGCAUGCGCGACGACCGUUUCCGUGAUGGGGGUUCAGGUAAUUUGAAACCAUAAUUUUGAGAUGUAUAGCCCGGUGUUUUAAGGGUUCGGGUUUUUUUUUUGUUGUUGUUAAGGAUGAAGGCAAACUGUUGUUAUGGUGACUGUAGCUUCCCCUAAUGAAAUUCAGGUCUGAGGUAUUCAGGGGCUCCUAAUUUGUCCAGACGGCCCUUGGAUAGAAUACUACUCUUAAAGCAGGAAAUGCCCAGCCGUAAAACCUUGUUUCAGGUACCCGUUCAUCAAGAAGGGAGGGGUGAGGCGGGGGAACGCUUUAAGACGACCGCAAAAAGAGCGCACAGGAUUACUGUGGAAUGGCGUCGUCAAACUGCUCGAGAAUUCAUCGAUCCCAGCGGUAAAGAAGUUGCCCGCUGACCUAAUUAGUGAAUAUGUCAUAGGACAAAAUUUAACGAUGUUAAAGCAGCAAUGAUUCGUUUUAGGUGGAGGCUGGAGACGAGAUGAUCGUGACAGGGAAGGGCCUCGUGAUGAGGGGUCAACUUGGAGGAGGUCUGGGGAAAGAGAUGGUCCGAGAAGAGGUUAGAGAUCAUCAUAGACUUGAGUGCGAGUGGCCUUUUCAGAACUUGUAGCUCCCUACACGUAGAGUUGAUGCACUGUUACUUUCUGAAUCCAGAGGAGAGUUAGAAAUACUCUCCUUCAAUGAAACUGAUAUUUUAAUUUUCUCUUAUUUAGAUAUGGACCGCCCUAGAAUGGACGAUCGUGGUCCUUGGAGGAGAGAUGACCGUGAUCGUCCAUCCUCAGGUAGCGGGUGGCGAGACCGUGAUGACCGUGACCGUCCACCACCCAGUUCAUAUCGUGACGAUCGCGGUCGAGAUGAUCGUGGGCGUGACGACCGAUGGCGUGACGACCGUGGGCGCGAUGACCGUGGACGGGACGACCGUGGACGGGACGACCGUGGGCGGGACGACCGUGGGCGGGACGACCGUGGGCGGGACGACCGUGGGCGGGACGACCGUGGGCGGGACGACCGUGGGCGGGACGACCGUGGGCGGGACGACCGUGGGCGGGACGACCGUGGACGGGACGACCGUGGGCGGGACGACCGUGGGCGGGACGAUCGAUGGCGUGAUGAACGCGGUCGUGAUGAUCGUGGACGCGAUGAUCGUGGGAGGGACGAUCGUGGUCGUGAUGAUCGUGGUCGUGAUGAUCGUGGACGCGAUGAUCGUUGGCGUGGGCGUGAUCGAGAAGAGCGUGACCGUCCGUCGGGAGAUUCUUGGCGCGGUGACCGUGAUCGUGGAGAUGGGGGUCGAGAUGAUCGUUUCCGAGGAGACCGUGAAGGAGAUCGCUACAGAGGAGAUCGUGAUGAACGUGAUCGUUCUGGUUGGAGGAACGAACGCCCAGAUGAUCGUGACCGUGAUCGUGACCGUGAUCGUGAUGCGUGGAGAAGGGGAGGGGAAGAUCCAGGCCGUGAUCAGUGGAGACGAGAUCCACCACCUGCACGUUCUGAAGGUUUGUUAGGAGUGUUAGACAAAGGAUUGGAAGCAAUUUUUUUCUGACUUUUGAUAUGCUUUUUCUCAGGUAAAUCCUGGUCUGCCUCCCGUCGCGGUCGAGAAAGACCCCCUGCGGAGCAAUCUGAUGGUGACGGUUGGACCACAGUACAGUACAAGUGAUCAACUCAUACUAAUACACUACCCUGGCAAGGAGUUAAUAAAGCCACUCAAUGCUUCAUUGGUUUGGCGCUUAACCGGAUGUAUUCAUAGCUGACCCAUUAUGUCAGUCAUAUUUGGAGUGUGAAUGUUUACAAAAAUGAUCGCGGUUGUUACAUCUAUUUCGCUGGUUUUCAGUCAUAACUUUGGUCUUCCCGUUGUUGUGGGACUGCGUUUAGUUUGUCUUAUUCGGUACUGGCCUUGUCUUUCGAUGAAAACCUAUACUUAAGCUUCGAGGAAUUCGGUGAUAGCAGAGAAAAUUGUUGAUUACGAUCUGUCUGUCCAAUGAUAUCAUGAGACAUCUUUUUUUCGUUUGUUUUUCGUUUUUCGUUCAAUUCAAUUCAAUUCAAACUUCAGCCAGGGUAGAUGAUAGGAAACGAAUUGUGUUCACAUUAAACGAUACGUGUAAACAGUUAGUGUGUCUGGAGUUUUUUCUGUCUCGCAAGUCUAGCCUGAAACUCGCUGACGACGCAAACGCAGUCACACAUGUAUUCACAUCAAACAAAGGGGAAAAAGAUGACGUUUAAAGCAUUUCAUGUGAGUUGCAAUAGCUUAAUUUCUUUUUAGAGAGGAAAUUACUAGCCACAGCAUAAGGAAAGAUGACCUCAUCAGGGGAUAAUUUUCCCAUCAUGAUCUUUCAUGGUGCUAGCUUCUUAUUCCGAGGCUCUGAACCUGCCGUUGUCAUCGUUAUAUCAUGAGAUACCGGUCGAAGUGAUAGUCUGAUUUCGGUAGAACAGAUAAAUGGCCUUUCUAUAGUAGUGACGUUCAGAGUAUUUUCCUGGAGGGACUUGGAGUUGAGUAAUUGAAUUUCACGUAUGGCUACAAACUGUGCUACUUUGUGGUCGAGAGCGAUGACUUCACUUAAGCACGACAACAACGGUGACGUUCGCUUGUAGUUAAUGAUCAACUAAUUUCAGGAUCUUGGUAUCCGCUUGUCCCUUUAUCGCAAUAAAUGUU